GUCCAUGAUGUCUGAGAGGAGGUGUUCUCAGCAGGAGGACGACUGCUCCUCCCUCCUGUCCCGGCUGGGCUCGGACUCUCCUCGCCCUCGGAUGAAGUAUGGCGGGAUGUUCUGCAGCGUCGAAGGAGCCUUCGAGAACAAAACCCUCAACUUUGAGUCAUUCAGUCCGCAGACGCAGCGACGCCGCGCCGCUCGAACCCGAACCGACAGCCAUGAAGGAGGAGGAGGAGGAGGAGGAGGACAGACUGUGGUGUUUCCCUCAGGACACGCCCGAGAAAUCUACGGCAAGAGAGAGAUGAUGGACCUCAUAGGUAACUGGGCCCAUCUUCCGAGUGAUGCUGUAUGGCCCCUGCCAUUUUGCCAAGAGCUUGCUGUUGGAGGAAGGGAGAAGCAACAGAACCUUUUGGCCAGGCUGAAACUCACGGUGCCGGGCCUGUUGACCGCUGCCUCCUCCUGGUACCUGGCCAGCCAGUCCCUCAUCUCCAGCACAAAUUGCACCACCCCUCUGUCACUUGGAGCAGUAGCAGGCGCCUCCCAGUUCUUUCGGAGCAGGUCCAAAGGCCCCUCCGAUCACAGAUCGAUCAGGAUGUCGUUCCAGACCAAGAAGAACAGCGCGAGACCCGCGGGCGACCGUCUGAUCAUCAAAGGAGGAAAGAUCGUUAAUGACGACCAGUCAUUCUAUGCUGAUAUCUACGUGGAGGACGGAACCAUCAAACAGAUUGGUGAGAAUCUGAUUGUCCCGUCCGGCGUGAAGACGGUGGACGCAUACGGUCAGCUGGUGAUCCCCGGAGGAGUUGAUGCCAACACCAACCUGCUCGCUCCGCAGAAAGGCCUGAACCCAGCUGACGACUUCUACCAUGGAACCCGUGCCGCUGUGUCCGGAGGAACGACCACCAUCAUGGACCACGCGCUGGUGGAGCCGGGGACGAGUUUACUGACGGCGUUCUAUCAGUGGAAGGAGACGGCAGAGCAGAGGGCGUGCUGCGACUUCUCGCUUCACCUGGACGUCACACGCUGGCACGAAGGGCUGUACGAAGAGCUGGAGACGCUCGUCAAAGAUCAAGGUCAGGGGAAGGGUGAAACUACACCCAUGGAGGGUGGAAGUGAACAGAAGAAGCUUCUUUCUGUCGGCAUCACUGGACCUGAAGGACACGUUUUAUCUCACCCUGAGGAGGUGGAGACGGAGGCAGUGUAUCGGGCCAUCACCAUCGCCAAACAGGCCAACUGUCCACUGUAUGUUACCAAGGUGAUGAGCAAAUCUGCUGCUGAUGUCAUCGCCAAAGCCAGGAAGAAAGGUAUGGUGGUGUAUGGGGAGCCAAUCACAGCCAGUCUGGCCACAGACGGCUCUCACUAUUGGUCCAAAGACUGGGCUACAGCUGCUGCCUUUGUCAUGAGCCCGCCUCUCAACCCUGAUCCUUCAACUCCACAGUACCUGACCUCCCUGUUAGCAUGUGGAGACCUCCAGGUGACGUCCAGCGCUCAGGCCAGUUUCUCCACGGCUCAGAAGGCCGUUGGUAAAGACGACUUCACUCUGAUCCCAGAGGGAACCAACGGGAUUGAGGAGAGGAUGUCUGUGGUGUGGGACAGAGCUGUGUCGACGGGGAAGAUGGACGAGAACGAGUUUGUUGCAGUAACGAGCACCAACGCUGCCAAACUCUUCAACAUCUACCCUCGCAAAGGGAGGAUUGCUGUGGGGUCGGAUGCUGAUAUCGUCGUCUGGAAUCCAAAAGAGACGCGAACUGUUUCUGCAAAGACUCACAACCUGACAGUGGAGGUCAACAUCCUGGAGGGGUUGGAGUUUCGAGGCGUGGCGUCGGUUGUGAUCAGCGGCGGACGAAUUGUUCUGGAGGAUGGAAAACUGGACGUGACAGAAGGUUCAGGACGCUUCAUCCCUAGGAAGGCUUUUCCCGACGCCGUCUACAAGAGGAUCAGAGCCCGCAGCAAGAUGGCUGAGGCUCGCGGCGUCCCCCGUGGAAACUACGAUGGUCCAGUCCAUGAUGUCAUAAGCAUGACUAAAUCGGUCCCGCCCACUCCGACCACCAGGGGGCCACCCUGUCCCAAAACUCAGACCAGCCUCCGAAACCUCCACCAAUCAGGAUUCACUCUGGCAGGAAGUCAGAUUGACGACCACAUCCCUCGUCGCUCUGCUCAGAGGAUUGUGGCACCGCCUGGUGGACGAUCCAACAUCACCUCUUUAUCUUAAAACUGUCACUUUGAGUUUUUGUCACUUUAAAUAGAAACAGCCGAACCAACCAGUCCUACACCCUAAAACAGUAAUGCUUCAAUAACUACUGCUCCACCCUACAAGCACCCGCUGCGAGUAGUAAUCACCACAAUGCUUCCACCUGUACAGCUCCUACUGAAUACUAUGAAAACACUUACAGUACUAAAUCCUGCAGUCAUGGUACUUCAACUAGUGUUGAACCCUACAACUCAACUAUCAGUUCAGUUCAACUAUCAGACCUACAGUGAGUACUGAUACUUGUACUUUUACUUGUAUAAAACAACAACCAUCCAACUAGUACUACGUCAUAAAACAGUGGUACUUCAGGGACUACUAAAUCCUGCUAUCAUGCUAGUACAUCUCUAAAACAAGUACUACAAUCUUACAAGUAAGUUCUAAACCCCACAAAAUGUUUUACUUCAAGUAGUGCUGAAUGUUACAAAAAGUACUUUAUCCUACAAUUACCACUUAAUCCUUUUAGAGGCGUACUUCAACAAGUGUUAAACCCUAAAACUAAAUCCCAGAAUCAAGCUGAACAAACCCUGAAACAGUAGAACAAUCAGUAGAACAAACAGCAGAACAAACAGUAGAACAAACAGUAGAACUACAGUCCUACAGAUCCUACUGAAUCCUAUGAGAACCCCACAUCUCGUAGUAAACCCAGUCACAACAGUACUUCAGACUGAACACUGCACCUACUGUACUUUAACUGAAGUAGUACUGAAUGUCUCAACAGUCGUACUACAACCCAACACCUGGUCCUAAAUCCUACAGCAGUGGUACUUUAACCAGUACAGAAUGUUACUGAUGUGGUUUAAAGAAUCAGCCAUUUGAAGUACUUCUGCAUGUGUACUUACUUUAACCCUUUCACACAUGUACUCAACAUCAUUUCCUCUCAUCAUCAUCAUCACCCCAUCAUCACAUCUCUGAUCCAUGCACCAGUAGUAGCAGUAGCAGUAGUACUCGUGGUAAUAGUGGUAAUAGUAUGACCCUGGGAAAUACUUCUGUUUCCUUUAGUGGUCUUUUAUUAACAGUACAGAAGUUUCCACCUCACUUCAUCAUCAGACAUCUGAACACAACCAGUUCACUCCACUAACUGGGUUUACUGGUUUUCUUUGUCGGAACUGUGACCUGCUGUGACUGGUCUCAUCAUUCACUGUAAAUUAACCUCAUUUCAUCCUCUGUCCUCAGAGGACAGUCCUCUGAGGACAGAAUUGACUCCAGGAGCCGUAUUCACAAACAUUCUGAGACAGCUUUCGAGAGCUCCUAACUUAGCCUAAAGUUUUUUAGUAAGGAGUGAUUUAGGAAAGUUCUCAGAGCGAGGAAGGGACAGAAACUUUUAUCUUAGUGAGGUGUGGUUGACCCUGUUAAUAGGUAUGACACAUACUUUCAACAGAUGUGAUUGGUUGUCAGAGACACACCCUUUUGUGAGCCUGUAAGGUGAGAGGACACCCAGUGGACAUGACAUGAACUGCGUCACCAUAUAAGUCAAAGUGUGGAAUUGUUAGUGUGAUCACUGUAGUGAAGGCUGAGACAGACCCAAGUCAUCACUGCUGCACUGUUGUGUUUUUACAGGUAUGUCAAAUAUCUUAGUGAUCAUUUUAUUUCUGGUGUUAAAGUGUUAGGUGGGAAUGUGUGCGUAUCCCUGAUGAGAUCAGCCACAAAUCAAAUCAAUCUAAUCUGUAGCAUUUCAUUUACUCACUGUCAUUCAGCAUUUGGAGAAUAUUUCUCUGACCUUUUUGUGUUUCCACCAUUUUCUGCUGUCUGUAAGAAACUCUUAAACCUCUUAAAAGUCCUCCUCCCUACUCCUAACAGUUUUCACUGUAGGAGCUCUUCCAAGGUCUGAGAUGCUCUGUGAAUACCUUUAAUCUUUACCAGGACUCUUAGCACGAGGACGCUUUGUGAGUACGGCCCCAGGUCUGUUCUGUAGUUUCAUUCCUCAAUCUCGUAUUUCUGACCCACUUUAAACAUGAGACCGUUGUGAUGAUAGAAGUCUGUGUUGUUCUGUAGUGACGUCCGUGUGUGGUGGAGUAACGUGAUGUUGGACUGCAGGGUCGGACCCGUCAGGACCAAGGUUUGAUUCACUCAUAAACUUUAAUCGUUGAUACAGUCAGAAACAGAAUUUCAGACGAACACUGUUCGACUUCCUGUCAGGUUCAGAUCAUGAACUGAAUCUAAAUGGUGCUAAUAAAUCCAGUACCAGCCUGCAAGUAGCCCCCCCCCCCCCCCCCCAAAGCCACGCCCCUAAAAUAUCCAAAACAAACAAACAAAAAAACCUUCCUGUUCUGUCUGCGGACCAAUCGCACGAGCUGGACUCACUAGAACUUUCUCACCAGGCACAUCAGCCAAAACAUUUCCAGCUUUGAGGGUUUGUUUCUGUGAAGCGUCCCACUGCACAUGCUCAUUAGUGUUUCUCCUGCUGGCCCCGCCCACACAGAUGGGUAAACCAAGUGAGCUUCUUGGUAGAUUUAACGUCAUGACCUCAGCUCAGCCACAUCUCAAACAGCUCCACAUUUAUCAGAUGAUGUGCGUCAGAUUCUGACCUUUGAACUUUGAGUUUAAAGUAUUUGGUAUCAGCCGAUGAUCCCUGCUGUCAGUUCACACUUGCGGAGCCCCGACGGAGACGUGGGGGAGGAAAGAGAAAAACAAAUACUUUUAAAUUCUCCUGAGAAAUUCUUUGGCAGAGAACUGAACUCUGCGGAGGGUGAAAAUCUGGACUGUAUGAAAACCAAAGAAGAAGAAGAAAUUUGUCGCCUUCUGAAGAGUCAUUCAUCCUGACUCAGCCGAGUUAGGCAACACAACACAGUCCGACUUGUUUCGUCCAGCAUGCCGAGCUUGGGCCGAUGUUGGACCAGGUCACUUUGGCUGCCUGGGAAACACAAAUCAAAUUAAAGAACAGCUGAGACAACACAAAUACAAAUAACAUGCAGAGCUCUUUUGCCUCAGUCAUAGAAGUGCCCAUAGCAACCACCAUAGCAACCACAGUUACCCCGAAAUCAAAGACAUGUCUGUCCCCCUGUAGAGCUCUCUAUCAGCCUGGACCCUGCCUGAUUCUCUGAGUGUGUUACAGUGCCACACUCAGAUUGAUAUUCUGUGAACGGACGGCGGCAGCGGUUCCUCUGAUCGUUGAUGUGUUGAUGAGUUUACGUUGGGGGCGGAGUCAGUUUAAAGGUCAGUGUUUCUCAUUCAGACGCUACAGAACGUCAGGUGCGUCAGAGUCACACGCUGUGACGAAGCUUCAGUGUUUGAUGAGAACAGGUUGAAUAUUUCAGGUAUAUCAAAGGUUUUAUCUGUUUUUCCUCCCUCAUGUCCCUGCAGGGACUCUGUAGUUACCAUGACAACAUUUGUUUGUACCAUGUGACCUGUACCCUAACCCUAACCUGAUGGAGGUUUCUGACCUGACGGAAUCGUCUCUGAACACAUCCAUGAUCUGACCAAGCUUUCAGAGGAUCAACCAAACCUACCACUGUCCUUUGACCUCUGACUGUUCAUCCUGUGAUGUCACAGCUGCAGAGCCCCGCCCCCUCCUGCUGUUUGACCUCUGGUGACCUCUGAACAGAUUUUUAACGUGUGUUUGAUUUGUAAAGACUUCAUUUUGUAUUUUUUACCGUUUUGUAUCCUAGCAGUGUUCCUGCUCGUGUUAGCGUCAGUGAUCGUCGUACUCACACACAGUUCAGCCUCCAUGUGGCGCAUGUUAGCCAUGUUGGUGUUGCUAUAGUAACAACAUGUUCCUAUGAACAGAUGAAAUUUGGCAGUGGAGAACAGACAUGUUUGUGUGUUACAGAGAGUUUCAGAUUGAAGCUGCAGACAGCAGCUGGUUAGCUUAGCUUAGCUUAGCUUAGCAUAAAACUGGAAACAGCUGCUGUCUUCUUGUCACCAUGUGGUUGCCAGGCAACCAACAGGACUCUCGGAGGUGUAGCUGACAUGGCGGCCGACAUGGCGGCUGUGCUCCUGCAGGCUGAACUGUCUCUGUAGCAGUGGGUUGUUUUUCUGUCCUCACAGAUGCACCUGAGCCAACAUGGCGAACAUGUCCUCUGUGUUUCCUUGGUGAUGGUGCGUCUGUCAUUGUUCCUGUAGUGAAUGUAAAACUCUGUCAUGUUGUGAGAAGCUGCAUGAAUAAAGUGUGAAGAGAAACAGAGCCGAGU
Molecule: messenger RNA, 6369 nt
Organism: Epinephelus moara (kelp grouper)
Lineage: Eukaryota; Metazoa; Chordata; Actinopteri; Perciformes; Serranidae
Gene: dpysl4
Product: dihydropyrimidinase like 4
Exons: 16
Coding region: 5-2203 (732 amino acids)
Cellular component (GO): cytoplasm; cytosol
Molecular function (GO): hydrolase activity, acting on carbon-nitrogen (but not peptide) bonds, in cyclic amides
Source: RefSeq, a predicted model, not a curated record